Messenger RNA from Mangifera indica (mango), 1898 nucleotides. Its product is annotated as putative receptor protein kinase ZmPK1. Bases 276 to 1796 code for a protein of 506 amino acids. Gene Ontology annotation, biological process: protein phosphorylation. Gene Ontology annotation, molecular function: ATP binding; protein kinase activity. The record is from RefSeq and is a predicted model, not a curated record. NCBI's taxonomy places the organism in Eukaryota, Viridiplantae, Streptophyta, Magnoliopsida, Sapindales, Anacardiaceae. The transcript has 2 exons.
CCACUUACCAAGAACACAACCUUGGUUUCUAUGAGAAGUCGAGUGUCUACUGGCCAAAUCCCGCGUUGACAGUAUUUGCUAGUGGCAGAACACCUUAUAAUAGCACCAGAAGAGCAAUUCUACAUGAUUCCGGAUAUUUUGAAUCAAGUGAUAAUUUUGUAUUCAAAGCAUCUGAUUAUGGAGUCGGUCCAAAGAGGCGCUUAACAUUAGAUUAUGUCGGAAUUUUGAGAUUGUACAGUUUAGAUGAUUCAACCGGGCUAUGGGAAAUCUCGUGGAUGCUUGUUGACAUUUAUAAAUGCUAUGUUCAUGGGUUGUGUGGUGAAAAUGGUAUAUGCAUUUACAACCUGCAGCCAACUUGCAUUUGCCCUGAUGGUUUCACCAGAAAUGAUCCUUCAGACUGGUCCAAGGGUUGCUCUCCUAAGUUUAAUAUGACUUGUGAUUCAACUAAAUUGGAUUUCGUGCAGCUUUAUAACACAGACUUCUAUGGAUAUGACUUGGUUACCUAUGGUAGUGGCAUUUCUUUUGAAGAAUGCAGGAAUAGAUGUCUAAGUGAUUGCAAAUGCAAGGGGUUUGGAUAUACCACAGAUGGACAAGGCAACUGUUAUCCGAAAGGCACUCUCUUGAAUGGCUAUAGUGUACCGAGUAAAGCUCUCAAUAUGCAUAUAAAGAUUCCCAGAGGAACAAUAGUAUCUUCUUCGGAGCUGAGUAAGGUGGGGACGCAUGACCUCAAUUGUUCAAAUGAAGACCUUGUUCUUGGAGGUAAUGAUGCUGGGGAAGGUAAAAGCAGUAAGAACUCAUACAUCAGAUAUAUGAUAGCCUUCGUCAGUGCUUUUGGAGUCAUUGAAAUAAUUUGCAUCAGUUUGGCGUGGUGGUAUAUCUUCAGGAAGCAGUUUCAUGAGGAAUUGGCCAAUAUGGGAUACAUAGUGUUAGCCAUGGGCUUCAAGCGUUUCACUUAUGCGGAACUGAAGAGGGCAACAAAGAACUUCAAAGAAGAGAUAGGUACAGGGGGCUUCGGGACAGUUUAUAAAGGAGUUUUGGAUGAUGAAAGAGUCAUCGCAGUGAAGAGACUGGGAGGUGUUUUGCAAGGAGAUGCCGAAUUCUGGGCAGAGGUGAGCAUCAUAGGGAAGAUCAAUCACAAGAAUCUGGUGAAACUAUGGGGAUUUUGUGCUGAGAAUGAGGACAAGUUGUUGGUUUAUGAGUAUGUAGAAAAUGGUUCACUGGAUAAAAUCUUGUUCACUGAUUCAGCCAGCAAAUUAGACUGGAACCAAAGGUACAACAUUGCGGUAGGAACCGCAAAGGGUUUGUCAUAUCUGCAUGAAGAAUGCCUAGAAUGGGUACUGCACUGUGAUGUGAAGCCUCAAAACAUACUACUAGAUGAUCAUCUCGAACCUAAAGUGGCCGACUUUGGUCUGUCAAAACUGUUCAAAGACCAACACGAUACAGGGUUCUCCAAGGUUCGAGGCACAAGAGGAUACUUGGCUCCAGAAUGGAUGAUGAACCAAAAUAUUGAUGCAAAAGCGGAUGUGUACAGCUAUGGCAUUGUCCUUUUGGAGCUCUUGACUGGAAGGACUGCAUUUGGUCACGACAACAACAAUCUUUCGAUACAGUGGGCUACUAAACAACAUAUGACACAAGAAGGGCUAAGGAAAAUGAUUGAUCUCAGAUUGAUAAACGAAUCGUAUGAGAAGAAGAUUGAUAGAAUGAUACAAGUUGCUCUGCUGUGUGUUGCAGAAGAUCGUCAUUCCAGGCCUCCAAUGAGCAAAGUUGUGGAAGUCCUGACUACAUAUGAUGAAUGAGUAUUGAUCUCUAGAAUCUAGGCUCUAGAUUUUCAGCGUUUCCCGCUUUGCACAAAUAUAUGUAAUCAAUGAAUGUAAUACUAAUAUGAAGCUUAAAGAUCA